Molecule: messenger RNA, 1631 nt
Organism: Bufo bufo (common toad)
Lineage: Eukaryota; Metazoa; Chordata; Amphibia; Anura; Bufonidae
Gene: FARS2
Product: phenylalanyl-tRNA synthetase 2, mitochondrial
Exons: 8
Coding region: 65-1513 (482 amino acids)
Biological process (GO): phenylalanyl-tRNA aminoacylation
Cellular component (GO): cytoplasm; mitochondrion
Molecular function (GO): tRNA binding; ATP binding; phenylalanine-tRNA ligase activity
Source: RefSeq, a predicted model, not a curated record
ACCAAAGGUCCUUUAGACUCGCACUGGGAUGUAGCGUCCAGCCUCCAUUCACCCAGCAGCAGUCAUGAGCCUGACAGAAGUGCUUCCACGAUGUUUUGGAGUCAGGAGGUGUAUCCAGAAAAACAUGACGCAGCCAUGUUGGAAAACGUAUUCCACAGUCAGUCACAGGACCUCCGGGCCUUCCAAAUCUACCUUUCUUCACUCUUCAGAAACUUCAGGUUUUCUAAGAAUGUGUAUGAGUAGGAUAAAACAUGGAUGCUUACGAACCAUAACUUCUAAAACUUCUACAACAGACGUCUGCAGCCAAGUCGAACUACUUGGUAGACAGUUCCCUCGAGAUGAUUACACUAAUGUCACAAGUAAAAUCUUAUCCUUGGUUGGGAAGAACCUGCACAACCAGAAGUACCAUCCAUUGUGGCUCAUAAAAGAGAGGAUCAAGGAGCACUUCUAUAGAGAAUUUGUAGGCCGAUUUGGUAACCCUCUGUUUUCUGUUUAUGAUAAUCUCAGUCCGGUUGUUACCACAGAACAAAAUUUCGACAAAUUACUUAUUCCAUUGGAUCAUCCUAGUAGAAGAAAAGGUGACAAUUACUAUUUGAACAAGACACACAUGCUGCGUGCUCACACCUCAGCCCAUCAGUGGGAUUUGAUGCACUCUGGACUGGAUGCAUUUCUUGUGGUGGGGGAUGUCUACCGACGUGAUGAGAUUGACAAGAGUCAUUACCCAGUCUUUCAUCAAAUGGAAGGUGUCUGUCUUUUCUCAAACCAUGAGCUGUUUGCAAAGGUCGAAAAUAAUGACACAUGUCAUUUGUUUGAGAAUGGUUUUCGCACACCCAGCAAACAAGAGAGCCAUACACUGGAAGCCAUGAAACUUGUAGAGCAUCGCCUAAAGCAAACACUCUCCAAACUAAUCACUCAUCUGUUUGGUGAAGGACUGGAGAUUAGAUGGGUGGACUGUUACUUCCCCUUCACUCACCCAUCUUUCGAAAUGGAGAUCAAGUUUCAGGGAGAAUGGAUGGAGGUAUUAGGAUGUGGUGUCAUGGAGCAGGAGUUAGUGAAUUCAGCUGGUGCUCAGGACAAGAUUGGAUGGGCAUUUGGUCUUGGAUUGGAGAGAUUAGCCAUGAUUCUUUACAGUAUUUCUGACAUUCGCUUGUUCUGGAGUGAAAGCGAGCUUUUCUUGAAACAAUUUCAUGUGUCCGACAUCAACCAGGCAUUUCAUUUUCAGGCAUUUAGCAAGUUUCCCUAUUUGAGCAAUGACAUUUCAUUUUGGCUGCCCCGUGAAGGCUAUCUGGAGAAUGAUUUUUAUGAUCUUGUCCGUAACGUUGCAGGAGAUAUUGUUGAAGAAGUGUCUUUGAUUGACCAGUUUACACAUCCAAAGACCAAAAGAGUCAGCCAUUGUUACCGAAUUAAAUAUCGACACAUGGAGCGCACUCUGACACAGGAAGAAGUCAGCUUAGUACAUAAUAAAAUUGGCAGCUUGGCAAUAGAAGAGUUGGGUGUGGAAGGGAGAUUUUAAGAUUACUCCAGUGUUUUAUUUCUCUUUCCAAGCAAAUUAUGUCAAAUUUCAUUUAAUAUCACAUCAUUAAAUAUAUGAUUAAAAGUGUUUGUUUUUCUAGUUGUUUUUUUUUUUUUUU